Molecule: messenger RNA, 1490 nt
Organism: Thamnophis elegans (Western terrestrial garter snake)
Lineage: Eukaryota; Metazoa; Chordata; Lepidosauria; Squamata; Natricidae
Gene: CATIP
Product: ciliogenesis associated TTC17 interacting protein
Exons: 10
Coding region: 138-1223 (361 amino acids)
Biological process (GO): actin filament polymerization; cilium organization
Source: RefSeq, a predicted model, not a curated record
GUAAUUACAGCUUCUUAAUUCUUCUCCCUGGAUUUAUUUCACUCCUAGAAUCAUCUCUGGAUUGGAGUCAGACUUGUCAUUACUGAAAACUGCAUAUUUCCAUCAGUUCCAGGUCUUGAAGCUCCUAUUUCUCCAGGAUGCAAAAAAAGGCCUCAGAAGAGGCAAAAGAAGUUGAACUAACAGAAAAAAUCCCAGCUGCCAGCAAGGAAGCAGUGCGUUUCCUUUCACUCGUUGAAAUAAAAGAAAUUCAGCCCUGCCUUUUUGAAGAAUCACUGGUGGCUAUUUCAGAGUCUGGAGAAACUAUAGGGACAUUUUCCAUCUCGGUGAAGUGGGCCUGCUAUUCGCUGGAUGGCUGGCAAGAAGAAGACUGUUUCCUGGUCUGUGCAAACAGCAAAGCGACCAUCGACGGGGUAUCUUGCAAAAUCUCCCUUACAGGAUAUGUAUCGAAGAAACUGGAGAUUUUGGAGCAGCAUAUUCAGGAAAGUAUGAGGCUUAGAGAUCAUCCAGUGGAAACCAGGACCAAAGUGGUAAAGCGGCACGGCCAGCUUUAUGUGACCAAAACUAUAGUGGAAAAAGAUGAAAAGAUCAACGUCAGCACAUUCUCUUAUAGAUGUGCACAACUUGAGGGCCUCAUCUCAGAAUCUGCCAACUUCUUGAUACUACGGGUGAUGGCCAGGAGGCAAUCCUUACCAGAAAAUGCUGUUUUCCUCUCAUUCGACUCUGACCAACAUGUCUGUACCUCUACCUAUAAUAGCCUCGGCUUCCAGAAGCAGAGAGUGAAAAAAGAGGAAGUGGAUGUGUUUGUGAUGGAGAGGACUGUACACUCCGUGGAAGCGCUCCCACUGAAUUGGCAGUACUACUUCCUGCCAGAUGGGCAUUUAUCUCGCCGUAUACAAGUUGGAUCUCCAGCCAUCAUGGUGAUCCUGCAGAUGCCCAUUUUGAUUGACAUAGAUGAACCAGACCCUCGUCCUGUCUUUGAAAAAGUCCUUUUGGACUGGGAAGAGGAUGCUGAAUUAUAUUCCAAGUUCUUAGACAGAAAGGAAGAGCUACAAGCAAGCCAUGCCACCUACGUGCGUCGCCAUCCAGAACUCAACACCUUGCUGGCAGAUUUCAUGCAACUGCUUCUCCUUCGCAAACCCGAUGAUGUGGUCACCUUUGCCGCUGAAUUCUUCGCUCCCUUUUUCUGCCCAACAACCGCCAUGCAGAUCAUUUCAGUCAUCUGACAAGCCCAGCCCCUUUCGCAGCCAUGUCUAAGAUGAGACUGAUAAAAAUAAUGAGAUCCGGGAAUAACUUGGGAAUUUGGGAAAGCUAUUUCUUGAAGUUGUUGGAGUGCUUUGUCUAGAAACAUCCUUCAGUCAAUAUUUAAGGACAUCUGAUGUAUUAUUUUGACCACUUAGACAUAGUAUAAUAUUUAGAAAUAUUAGCACAUUAAAGCACAUUAGUCACAUUAAAGUAACUUCGGUGGUAUACAACUAUCCAAUAAAACUAAA